Molecule: messenger RNA, 1229 nt
Organism: Gaeumannomyces tritici R3-111a-1
Lineage: Eukaryota; Fungi; Ascomycota; Sordariomycetes; Magnaporthales; Magnaporthaceae
Exons: 4
Coding region: 185-814 (209 amino acids)
Source: RefSeq, a predicted model, not a curated record
AGCUUGGGUUCGCAGGCCUUGUGCUGCCUAGGCUAGGCCAUUGACCACAGCAAGCAACUCCGUUUGGUAUGCAGAGUUAGCCCCAUUGUUGCACAGAUCAGUCCAAUCCAUCGGCCUCACUUGCUUCCUUUCUGUAUCUUUAUAUCGUCGGGUCCGACAUCGCACCGUCCGGCACCGCCACAUCAUGUCAGGAGCCAACGGUUCAGAGCCGGGGCCAGCGACCCCUUCGACAAGUCCGAACUCCAGAAAAAACUUGGCACCCUCAGGGUUGAUAACCAAGACCCUCACUGCCGGCGCGUUUACAGGAACCCUCGGUGUACUUGUAGGCGCAGCAGCCGGCGUUAUCCGGGCUCGCCCAGCGGGUAUCAGCGCAAUUCUGGCUGGCGUCCACUGGUUUACAUUAGGAAGCGUCUACUAUUGCUCAAAGGAAGGGUUGGUUUCGGCUUGGGGAGGUGAGGGGGUUUUGACGCGAAGGGAUAAGGUCACAGCCAGUGCCUUUGCAGGUGGCAUCGCCGGAGCUGCAUCUGGGCUGCUAGCACGUGGCCCGCGCAAUAUGCUGCCCUCCGCCCUGGCAUUCUCACUACUUGGAGCUGGUGGACAGGCCAUUGCGAAUAACAUGGCCGAGCGUGCACCUGGACCCAAAAGGGACUGGCUAGCUUCUAAAUGGAGCCCGCUCACUCGCCUGACAGACGAAGAGUACGAGAAAAUCCUCGAGGAGAGGAUAUUGAAGCUCGAAGUUGAAAUUGCCCUAGCGGAGGACAGGAUAUCCCAUUUACGGGCCGCGGCGCAGAAUUCGGCCGCGGAAUCGGGAUAGUCAUGCUUGGCCAAGUAUACAUUCUGAGAGAAAGCUGUGGGGUCGCCAAAGAGACACGGCGUUGGUUACUUGGGGUGGGUAGAAAGUCACUUUGGAGACCUGAGACGUGCUGGAAUCCAAAAGUGUAACCAGAAAAAGGAACAAGCCAAGGGAGGGAUGGUUAGCCAUCUUUGAGGCUCAGUGAUAGAAUAGGCUGAUAAACGACAACAAGUGAAGCGUGGAAAAGAAUAGUCUCCUUUGGAGGAUCUGCGUUGCGGCAGGGGAGCUGGGCGAUGGUGCAUUUGACAUGUCAGGGGUGGGAGUGCGCAAGCUUGAAAUAGCUGUAGCACACGCUAGUCCAUUAGAUCCAAACUGGAAACGGCGUCCGCGUCUCAAGAUUUCGAUAGAGCUAGUUCCAGCAAGGGAACACGAUCCA